Bacillus rossius redtenbacheri is the source of this 14771-nucleotide messenger RNA. Its product is annotated as zinc finger protein 628-like. Gene Ontology annotation, biological process: regulation of transcription by RNA polymerase II. Gene Ontology annotation, molecular function: RNA polymerase II transcription regulatory region sequence-specific DNA binding; DNA-binding transcription factor activity, RNA polymerase II-specific. Bases 866 to 3310 code for a protein of 814 amino acids. The record is from RefSeq and is a predicted model, not a curated record. The transcript is spliced from 8 exons. NCBI's taxonomy places the organism in Eukaryota, Metazoa, Arthropoda, Insecta, Phasmatodea, Bacillidae. Gene Ontology annotation, cellular component: nucleus.
CGCGCGCCGUUGCGCCUCGGAAACAAAUGAGUGCCGGUGAGGCACGUUCUUGAAGGCAGCCGUGAGGAAUUAAGGUGUUUCGGUUGUCCGCCGCGAGUUAAGCUGUCGUCUACUCUUCGCGUGCGUGCUUAAAAAUCGCUUCUUCCCCUUCCCCCUUUUUCUUCCCCUCCCCCCCAACUCCUUUCACAAACCAUCACUCCCCUCACCGCGUGGUUAAGUUGGCAAAACUGUCUCGCGCUGGGUCGCGCUGCAAGUUUUCGCCCGAGAUUGUGGUUAACGUGUCGAAGAGAAUUUUUUUUUUCGAGGGAUGAUGGAAAACAAUGCACCAAGGACUUUUGAUAUAGUGUGCGGGUGCGUGUGAUGUGUCAAAGUGUCGCGAUGGCAUCAGUAACGUAAACUACGCUUUUUUUUUGUUAUUGGUGUCGGAAUUGAAGUUGAAGUUCAGUUUCCCUGUCGCCGCAGAGAUGAACAUGGUAACAUAGAGACGCCGGCCUCUCAAGCACGUGCUGCGCAGCGCUCCUAGUCGCCGUCAGCCCGCCACGUGGUUCUGCGACUCGCCGCUCCAGGGCGCGCCACAGCCACAGGUGCCCCGGCACCGCCGCGAGACAGCCCAGAGAAGCGGAGGCGCAGCCGGCGAGGCCCGCUCAAGACACCGGCAGCUCCGUCCUCGGAGAGCCCCCAGCCCCGAGCGCCGCCCCUUCUCGCCGCCACCGCCGCCAACCUGUUCAAGAUUGCGGACGUCACGUACAACACGAUUUCGACGACGCCCCUGGAUCUGCGUGCCACGCCCUUGCCGCUGGAGCACGGCGGCAGCAGCAGCAGCAGCAACAACAACAACAGCAGCAACAGCAGCAACAACGGCGGCAUGUCGGCCGACGUGCAGCAGCAGGCGCGGCCCGUGUUCAAGAUGAACCAGGACUUCUGGCAGCAGGCGCGUGGUCCGCCGCCACCAGGAAUGCCUCCGCCGCCGCAGGUGCAACAGCAACAGCAACAGCAACAACAACAGCAACAGCACCAACAGCAACAACAGCAGCACCACCAGCAACAACAACAACAACAGCAGCAGCACCAGCAGCAACAGCAGCAACAAGCCGGGGGCAACGCCGGCCAGAUGCCGGGCGGGGGCGGAAACAACACCAACCCAGCCGUCAACAACGGAGUCAUCGCCAUCCCGGGUGCCAUGAGCGUGUCUCCGGCGCCCGACGCCAAGAUGAUGACGGAGAAGCUAGUCAACGAAAUACAGAUCUUCAUGCACAAGUCGGCGAUGCAGAUGCACGCACGCGAGGUGGCGCACCGCGCCGACGUGAAGCCGCACCAGUGCCAGCAGUGCCUCAAAUCGUUCUCGUCGAACCACCAGCUGGUGCAGCACAUCCGCGUGCACACUGGCGAGAAGCCGUACAAAUGCUCGUACUGUGACCGCCGCUUCAAGCAGCUCAGUCACGUGCAGCAACACACCCGCCUGCACACCGACGCGAGGUGCGGCCAGAGGAGACAACCUGUUUCCGUUUCGCUGCCGGGCCGUUCUAGAGAUUUCCAGAGCCCGCCGGACGCGCUAGCGAAGGAUGUCGGAACCGGACCGGAGGCCACGUGCACAGGCGAGCGGCCCUACAAGUGCCACCUCCCCGAGUGCGGCCGCGCCUUCAUCCAGCUCUCCAACCUGCAGCAGCACCUGCGCAACCACGACGCGCAGGUCGAGCGCGCCAAGAACCGGCCCUUUCACUGCAACAUCUGCGGCAAGGGCUUCGCCACCGAGUCCAGCCUGCGGACCCACACCUCCAAGGAGCUUCAGCUUCGUGUCCCUGUGUUGCAGCAACAUGCCGCACUGAUCGGCGGGCCCAACGCCACGUCAUGCCCCAUCUGCCACAAGCUCUUCCUCGGCGGCGAGGCGCUCAUGGAGCACAUGAAGCACACGCACAAAGACCCCAACGCCUCUGGGGUGGCAACCGGUCCGUAUCUAGCGAAGCGGCGCACGGCCAACCACCCUUGCCCCGUGUGCGGCAAGCACUACGUCAACGAGGGCAGUCUGCGCAAGCACUUGGCCUGCCACCCGGAGACCUCGCAGCUCACCACCUCCCUGCGCAUGUGGCCGUGCUCCGUCUGCCAGGCGGUGUUCACGCACGAGUCAGGUCUGCUGAGCCACAUGGAGCACAUGCGCAUGGACCCGAAGCACCAGUUCGCGGCGCAGUACGUGCUGAGCCGCGCCGCCGCCGAGCGCCGCGAGAGAGAGAGCCUGCUGGCGGCCGCCGUGGCCGCGUCGUCCGCCAGCGGCCUGGCCGGCCUGGGCGGCGGCGGGCCCUCGCCCAUGUGCGCCAGCCCCUCCGCGCACUCGGACAGCUCGUCGGGCGGCGGCCGGCUGUCCAGCGCCGGCUCCGAGCCGGGCGGCCUCGCCCACAACAACAACAACAACAACAACAACAACAACAAGCUGGGCGAGCUGCUGAGCGCGCGCGCCGCCGCCAGCAACGGCCUGCAGCAGCAGUACGGCGAGGAGCUGCACAGCGCGAGCCGCAUGGCCGCCAUGGCCGCCAUCGUGGGGCAGUCGUCCGGCGUGGGCAGCCCCGGGCCCGGCGGCCUGGGCGUCGACACGAGCGCCGCCGUGGCCGUGCAGGCCGCCGCCGUCAACCUGGCGGCCGCCAUGCGCAUGAACGCCUCGGGGCUGGGCGGCGGCAUCGCCUCGCCCGGCGGCCACAACGGCUCCUCGGCCACGCCCCCGGCGCCCGCCGACGGCGGCGUGUCCGCGGCGCAGGCGCAGGCGGCCAUGAACGCCGCCAUGCGCGCCGCCUCCAUGGCCGACUCGAUGCGCUCCAUGGACGUGGCGAUGCGCUCGUCCAUCGUGGUGGACUCGGCCAUGCGGCUGGACUCGAUGGGCGGCCACCACCACGGCGCGCACCAGCCGCACCAGGCGCACCACAACCACCAGCAGUCGCAGGAGGCGGCGCUGCGCAUCCACCAGGCGGAGGCGCUGCUGCGCUCGCAGGCGGAGGCGGCUCUGCGGCUGGCCGUCAGCCAGGCGGCCGCCGUCGCCGCCUCCAACAACGGUGGCGUGGUGGACAACGGCGGCGGCCUGCGCCACCACAACAUGGCCGCCGUGGCUGCCGCCCACAACGGCGGGGGCAACGGCGGGGGCGUGAUGAACCACCACCACGCGCACCACAACCAGGUGAGCCCGGACCUGAGCGAGGCGCUGCGGCUGCAGGAGCAGAGACUGGAGCAGGCGCUGCGGCUGCACGGCGGAGACCCCCGGGCCCUGGGCUUCAGCCUGUCCUCGUCCGCGGGCAGCUCGCAGAGCCAGCAGCAGAACAAUCCAUGAAGGCAGUAUUACUACUGCGACUAACAGGCUCCAGGCUGCGCGGUCUCUGUUCGUCACACUCUACUCACGUGUCACGGAUCUGGAAAUAGUACAUUUCAAUGUGUGCAUGAAUUCAAAUGUGUAUUAUAUUUAGUAAAGAGAUAUUGCGUGUGCAUUUAUAUAAAUAAAAAAUGAUAUUUAUGUAUGAGAUAAAAAUUGUAGCAAAGCUGAUUUCAGCACAAAAAUUUAUUUAUUUGCUAUAUAUACUAUUUGAAAGAAAAAAAAUUUUGACAAAUUUUAAGAGGGAGUCCUACAAUGUAAUUUAAUUUGUACUUUUGAAGAUAUGAAAGGGCAAAUGAAAACUGUUCUUUUCUGUGUGCAAAUAACAAACCUCAUGUGGUUCAGAUGUAUACAUGCCACAAUAGAAGAAAAAUAAUUUAGGGAAUAAGUAGUGUGUUGUUUUAUCAUCACUGAGUGAUGUGAAGUGAUGAAUGUUUCAUGUAAAUAAUACAGUACCGGUAAUUACACGAUGUAUGUUAUGUUUGGUGUGAUUGUGAAUGUGAUAAAGUUAACUAACCUGCUUGCUGGCUGCUAACACUAAACACUUUCUUAAAUCAAAUCAGUUCACAUUUUAGGAAACUGGACCGAAAUUAAAGAUAAUUUUUCACAACAUUUUCUGGAUGAAAAUUUUAAACUUUUCUUUUCACAACCAGAAAUGUAAUACAUGCACAGUAAAAGUGUUUUACCAUUUCUUGUGUAUCCUUUAUACAUACAAUUGUCAAUUGAAAACGAUCUAUUUGGAAAUAUUUUUUAACGAGAUGAUUUCAACCAUAAAAUAUGUUCAAAAUAUUUAUUGGCUGUGAUAAAUAUUUCAUAUAGAAUUAAGGAGCACAAAUCAUGAACUUUGUGAUUAUGUACUAGAAUGUUAAGUUUGUGAUUUAUGAUUUGUAAUUUAUAAUUCAUUUUUAAACUUCAUUAAUAUAUAUUUGUUCUUUUUACUGCCUCGUUUGUUGUUUUAAUCUUGGCAUUAUUACAUAUCAUUAUCCUACUGUAAAUUAUUUUAAUCCUGCAAUUAUUUUUAAGUUUCUGUAAUAUUUGUUUUAAAAUUUUAGUUUGUUGUGCUUACUGUAAAAUAAUAACCUAGCAACACAGCAAAUACAUAUUUGAAGCAAUAUUUUUAAGAAACUAAACUUUAUUAUUAUAUUAUCACAUGAUUUAUAGUAGGUAACUCUAUAAGCAGAUAUAGUGCUGUUGUUACUUUUUUUUUUUAAAUUGAAAGAAAAGAUGAUCUCUUCGCCAUAGUUAUAAUUGUUUUGCAUUGUUUUGAAAAUUGUUGUGUUUUUUAAAUCAUUAACAUGUGUUCAUUUUGUUAAAAUGUAUGUAUGUAUGAAUGUAAGUAUGUACGAAAGAAUGAAAGGGACAACGUUUUGUUUCAUAAUUUAAAUGAUUAUCAUAAUACUUAAACUGGAUUAUUACAACAAAAAUUGAUGCUGUGUUAAUUAUUUCGUGUCUCAAAUAAUUCCUUUAGAAAAAAAGGUAAAAGAAAAUUACCAAAUGUAAUGUAAUAAUCAUGAAUAUCAUAAGCAUGAAAAUAUAGGCAUGAUAUUUGAUUUCUGACAGAAAAAAAAUACUCCAGUUUGAGUAGAGCACACUUUUAGUAGCAAACCACGAGAGUAGAUGUACCGUAUAAGAAUCUCCAUUUGUACGUUUAGCAGUUAUGAAUAAUUAUUACGUAAACUGUCCGUUUAUUGCUCCUGUACGACACAGUUGAGUGAUUCAUGCAAUAGAAACUGAUCAAACCCCUUCACCAAUUGUACAGAACUAAUCAUAAUAUCAGCUCUACAGUCUGUCAUAGGUUCAACUUUUCUUUUAAUAACACUUGAUUUGAAAUCAGAUGCUUUGAAAAAUGCCGUCGGUUGUACAUGUGUUGUAUUGUAAAAGUAACUGUCGUUGUCUGUACAUGUAUAAAUCAAGCUACAGUAUUUAAUUCCACACUCCGUAACAUAAAAAACUAGUUUCCACAUAAAGAUUAAACUGACCAUGAAUUUUGAUUAUUAAUAGACCUAAUUAAUAUUAUGAUGUUGACAUAGGAAGCUUCGAUUGUUUCAUAAAUAUCAACAUGCAUGAAUUUUGGUAUGCAUUUUGUUGGUUGAUACUGUACAUGAAACUACAUUGCAGAAGCAAGUAAAAUAUGUAUUUCAAAACUUUGUAUCAAUAAAGGUUUUCAGGAAUGAUAACCUACAAACUAAAUUCUGAUGAAAGAAGGUUACUGCUAUGGUAUAUACAACAAUCUGUGAACAAUUAUUUGCAACAAAAUUUACUGAUGUUAUUUAUGAACAUAACCUACAAAGCGUUAUCACGAUUGAAACUUCCGCCCGUACAAAUAUUGUGUGUGUGUGUAUAUAUAUAUAUAUAUAUAUAUAUAUAUAUAUAUAUAUAUUUUAUCCCGUAGUUGUUUAUUAACAAGUAGCCAGCCUGAUUAGACUUGCCAUUUGCCUACAUUUAGGAUAUUUAACAGUUUCCUCACAAAACCACGACAGGUGGGAUGGGAAACAAUAUAGUACCAGACAGAGCUAUUAUUGUUAUUUAUAAAAUGGCAGUAGUCUUCGAUCAUCAGAAAACUGAUCAAAAUACAGACAUUGUAUGUAAGAACAAUUAUUCUUUAUUUGUUUAUAAAUGAAAAUUGUUGUUUGGAGGUUAGGAUCAGAAUACGUUUCUAAAAGAGAGUUGUAUAUUUUAAUUAAGUAAACAAAAAAAAUUAUUUACUGUGAAAAAUAUUUUUUUUCUCUUCAGGAAAAAUGUACAAAUGCUUAAAUACCUAACGAUAUAAACUUACGUUUAUAAUAAAAUAUUUGCUAACAAAAAAUCACAAAAAAAAAAACUUUUUUGUAAAUCGAAAAACGAUAAGUUAGUUAACUUUCUUUCAGAACUAUCAUAUUCUUAACCAACCUCCAGACACAUGAAAAAUUCAAAACUUUGGUCAAACAAAUAUUUGUUUAUGAUAUUAUUGUGAAGUGGUAUUAAUUUUGCGCAAUCUAAAGCACUUUCGGAUGAUUCGCUGGCAAAUAUUAAGAAAAAAAAUUUAAGAAUUUAGUUCCAGCAUCCAAAUGAAAUAUACCGAGAACACUAAUACAUUAUGAGUUACCACUCAUGUUAUGUAUUGCAAAGUGAACAUCACUCUUGCUACGGAAUAAUUUGCAAUAGACCAAAUGCAUGUGAGUUGAACACUCACAUGCACCAUAUCACAAACUUAAGAGACUAAAACAAUAGUGAUUGUUUCUUGCCAUAGCCCAAGUACAUUAUCGAUGACUCUAAUGUACCGCCACAUACACAACAAUUACCAGAGAAAAAAGUGAGUUUUAUGGAGUUUUUUCUCGCAAUAGCCCAAAAUAUGCAUCAAGUUCAAUACUUGUGUGUAUUCCACAUCAACUCACAUACUCUUUUUGUAUGUAUAACAAUAGCCACAAAUAUAUGAUAUAGAGUGCAUAUACUCUCAAUGUAUUGUGUCCGUAAUGAAACAUACGCUGUAAAAUGUUUGUUAAAACCACAGUAUUUUCAAUAGCCAAAACACGUACUGAGUACACACCUUUACGUGUAGCACUGUAGAAAACUUUGACAAAAAGACAACAUAUUGAUAACAAUGUGUUUCCUUUUUUAAAAGUAAUAUGGCAUAUUUAAGUCAUAAUGAGUUUGCUAACUUUAUGUAUGUACUUCUAAGCAUUGCUCUGUACAUUAAAAAUCAUGUGCAUGUUUUACGAAUACAUAAUUAUUUACAGUAAGAUACAAUAGCCCAAUACAUACUGAGUUUUCACUCGUAUGUAAAAUACGCAUCAUACAAAAGGGUUUAUUCCGGAAAUAAAAUUCAUUUUUAAUAUCAACCUUACAAAGAUUUUAUAGAAAUGCGAAUAAGUACCAUGUAACGUAAUAUUGUAACAACUGCACAACUUUGAUAAGUCUGCAGGAAAAAAACACACGUGAAUGCAUGGUAAGAAAUAAAAAUGGGUCAUUAUUUCCGGAUGACUCCGAUGUAUUCAUAUAUAUAUAAAUUGUCAGUUAAGAUUAUCAAUAGCCCAAAUGCAUAUAUGGAGUACAAUGCUCGUAAUAUGCAAUUUUAAUGUAUUUGUAUAUUUAAGCCUAAAUAUACAUUUAUACUUGAAAAGCACUAGCCUACAUAUAUCAAGUUAGUGCUUAAGUUAUAACAAGAUCUUCUUUAACAGUUUGAAAUAUAAUUACAUAAGUAUGCAUUGUUUGUUUGAUUUUUUCACUGAAUGGAUUAUGUAAAAUUGGUGUUCUGUCAAACUGGUCCUUUUUAAAUAUUUCCUGUUGAUAUACAUAGAGUUGGAUUACUUGUUAUGUAACAAAAUAAAAUAGUCUGGUGUCUCAACGACACAUUUCAAGUUUGCUGGCCUACAGAUACGUACACCGUACUUCAUACAAAACAUAAAUACAGAAAUGCUGCCGGUGUAUUCAUUUGUUCGUUAUUCCUUUCAACGUUUAACUAGUUGUAACAAUUGUUUUGAGAAAUAUCGUAUUAUUGUGUAAGAAUAAUUGAUUAUUAUGAUCUUACAUAGAAAUAUUAUCAUGCUAACUGAAGUGUGUCAGACAUAAUAUUAUGAUUUGCAGUUAGCCACGUAGUAACACUGACAGAAAUGCUCUGUUCCCGUAUACUUGCCUGUCUCUGAGCAUUUAACAUGCAACAGUGUUCCCCUCAAACAACUUAAAAUUUUGCAUUUUGAAAUUUAUUAUAACAAUAGUACAGUACUUUAAUUUCAAACAUAGGCCUAAUUAUUUAUAAAAUAAUUAAUAUUUGCCGCAUUAAUUUUAAAACUUGAAGUAAUAAAAAAAUCAUGUUGCAACGUGUAAACAUUUUCUUAAAUAAUUUCAUUGUAAGUAUUGUGGCUUCACAUAAUGUAAUUAUAAGGUGUUACUUUUAUUGCCCACGUAAAACACGUGCGUAAAUUUGCCUCGACUUUUAGCUGAAGGAACUGGCAGAAUAGAGUUAAGUGGCACACUGUUUUGAAUAUUGAAAAGUUUGUAGAAAUUAGAUCAAUGUUUCUGGGAAUUUUAUUCUUAAAAAAAACCGUAUUAUAGCCAGAAAAUUAUAAAACAAAGUUGUAUAUUUUUACUGACAGACAAAAAUUCGAAAAUUUUGUACUUCUUGUACUGUCUGACGUACAUGUGUUAUGCCUUGGAAAGCUUUGUGUCGGUAAUAAAAUCGCAGAAGCAACAGUUCUGUUUCACGAUAGUAUUCGUCGUACGACAGGCCUUAUGCUUUGCACUGUCGGUCAAAGAAUAACGAGAACUGAAAUUCAGCCCACGAAUAUUUCCGUCUCUUGACGAUGGAGCUUUUUUUUAUUACUGCGUGUUCGUAAGCUCGUUCCACUGAUUUUUUACAGCAGAAAACUGUUAAAAAUUAUGUUGGUGAUUCAUUCUCACGUCUGUUUAGCGUUCUCGACCUUCCCUCGGGCAAAGCGUCUAUCAUUUCACUUACACCGUCACUUUGCGUCCUCGUAGUGGACAGCAAAGGGUCAAACUGGACAACUCUUUUAAUAUAAUCCCCCUUGCAUCGUGACGACUAGGCGCCUCAGAUCAGAGUACAGAUUUGAAAAUAUUCUGCUUAAAUGCUUGUUUUGAAAAUGUUUAUAAAAUUUAUUUGCUAGUCUAAAUAAAAAUAUUUUUUUCACCCUUUUAAGUAGCCGUUUCAAUAAUCACAAGGAAGUGCCACUCUUCUCGUAUUCUGUUCAAUACUUCAUGACACAAAUAAAAUUUAAUUUAGUAUUUGUAACUGUAAGGAAUGAGACGAAACUUUUAAGUAAAUUUCCUUCAUGCAGGCUGCAUUUAUUUGUUAAGUAAUUCAAGAUAGCACAAUUAUACAUUCUAGGGUCAUAAAUACUCUCUGCUUUCAAACUCGAGUAUUUUUUUUUUCAGUUUAAAACCGGAGAAAUAAUUAUAUAUAAGUAUUUGUAUCAGAAUUUUAACAGUCAGUACAAUCGUGAAAAGUUAAUAAAUAUGACUCAUUUCAUUUGGUUUUAAUUGUGUAAUAUUUUUAAAAUAAUAAUGAACGUUUAUAGCAUAACUAUUCUAAUAUCACACUAAACAAUAUAAAAAUUUGCAAAAUGAAUAAUUGAUUUAUGCAAUUACUAAAGCGUCAAUUACUAACCAAUACGUUUUUUUAUUUAUUUUUCACCUUCUAGAAAAUAAUUGACUCACGCUUUAUCCAGUUUCAUUCAAAUUCUUUAAGGAUUGAGUUUAUAACAGUAGCUUUUAAUAACAAAAAAUUAUACUUUUCCUUUCACAUAUCUGUAACUAUUUGUGAUUUGUAGCUUAAGAUCAUUUUUACAAGAUGGGGAACUACGAAAUUUAAUGCGAUUACUUUUUAUUUCCGCGUACUUAACCAUCCUUGAGUGGAUUAAUGUCCAUCAUUCCAUUUUAGCUUCCAGUGGUCGUUAUGACGGAAGAUUAUCUUCCUCUGUCAAUGCUAACCAACCUUCCUGUAUUUGCUCCACAUUCUUAAUACUUAAUUCACGUGGUCUUCCUUGCAGUCAUAUGCCACAUACUUUAAAGCUCAAUAUUCUGCCCCAAAUGCUUAUAUUUUCCGUCCUAGCAAAAUGCUCAGGCACAUAAAUGAUCUAUUUUCCGCCUCAUUUCAUGUGCACCUCUGUUUCGUUAUUUUAUUUACGGAGACAAACAAAAAAUUUUAAUUUUUAUAUACUCGUUAUCACACUCCAAAAAAUAGUAAUAUACUACUAACACCAACUAAUAUAUUUGCUAACAAAAAUAUGCACAGUAGAAAACCUCACAAUAGAUGUCAACAAAAAAUAUAUAUAAAAAAUUUAAAAAAUUAAUUGCCCUAACAAGUUAAUUAAAUUACUAAAAUUGUAAUAACCUACAAACAACUACAAACAAACUGUUAAGGCCAAAUUUUUACAAUCAAUGUGUACUGCAGCAUUUACAACAUUUUUUUAGCUGAAAACAUUUUCAAGUAAUAAGAAGUGAAUUUAUUCGAAGUUUGGAAGCAGAAGUUUCUAUCGUAUUUAUAUCUUUGAAUGUAUCCUUUUAAUUAGUGUAAGUUCGUGUUUCAAUCAGCAAUGAAAUAUUUUUAUUUCCCACUAUUGCUUUAGUGUAUCAUAAGCUAAUAUCCUAGUGUUAGUUUACAGAAUGUUUGUAGUGAAAUAGUUUUCAAUUAUUAUGAUAAGCAAUCCAGUUGUCUAUCAAACUACAGUAAUUACAUCAUAAAAUCAUACCAUACAGUUUUCCUCCGAGAAUGCAUUACAUAUGCUGUUAGUUGAUGCGAUAUAAAUGGUUGUUCAACGUUACUUAGGAUACCGUCAUUCAAUAGUUAUACCGUACCAUAUGAUGCAUUUCAAAACAGUCAAUAUUACCAUUCUUAUUGAAUUUUUCCCAUUGUUAUCAUUAUGUCAUUACAAUGUUCUUUGUUUUUGUAACAGCGUUUUUGUAUUUUAUAUUUAAAGGACGUUUAAUGCAAGUUUUAUCAUCAUUAUCAAUAUUUUAAUUUUUAUUGUACAAAACAUAUAAUAUUAAUUGUUUCUGCUUGUUAACAUUUACUGUUAUUAACAAUGCCAUUAUUCCACGUAAACUUGUUCAAUGUUUUGUUUGAGUGACGCCAUAAUGAUUGGAUAAUAUGUACAUACAAAUUCAUAGUUAAGUGAAACUAUUUAUUUUUAGUAAAAUAUGUGUACCAGUUGUAUUUAAGCUCUGUUUAAUUACUUUCAAAUAAUCUAUAAUACACAUAAAAUUAUUUUAUAACGUUAUUUUAGCUCUUUUAUUAUUUUUUCACAAUAUUUUCCCAUAAAAUGAAAAAAAAAUUGAAUCAGCGAACUGAUUUGUAUAUUAUAAUAUAUUUAAAUGAAUUUUGUAUAUCGUAAAGUAAAUAUACUUAACCAUAUUUUGGUAUUGAUAUGUAAAUUUAUGUACAGUUACAGGAACUUCUCUUAUUUCACUUCUAAAUUUAUUUUUUAGAAAAUUGAAGUUCUACAUUAAAUGCCAACUAUUUUUUUUACAUUCGUUUAGCUGACAUCAGUAGUAAAAUGUAUACACAUGCCUUCACUCAAUGUAUGAAUAUCUGUCCAGGUAUCUUGAUUGUUAAUUGGCACCGACUUUAGUCCCCUAAAACCGAGCUUUUGGAAUACAAUCAGUGAAGUAUAAUAUCCUAGCCACACCAAUUGCCAUCAAUGCAUUCAGGACCUUAAAUACAUUCAGUAAAUACCUUCAAUACCUUUGCAGACCAUCAAAACUCUCAGCAUUCAAUGUCUUAUUUCCGUCAUGAAAUGUUGACCUCGUUACAUGGCAUGUCAAAUAUUUAACCAGACACUCAUUUUCUUCAUUUUCUUAGAACAUCGUUAUAAAUAUCAAAUUAUAUCUUGGAAGAAACACGAACUGUUAAGUUAGUGGAUUCAAUUGGAAAUGAUCCUGAAAAAAAGUAUUCGAAAGGUCGUAUAAGUUAUAUCUCAUAAAAGCAUUUUCUUAAUGUAAUAUGCGUGAAUUGGUGAAGCACCUGAGAAGAGUCUAAAUGGUAAAUAUUUACAUACAAUGUGUUCAGUUUUAAUUGAAUAUAAUCAAAUUUUGAGGUGUUUUAAUACUUAUAAUGCUGUUGACUAAAUGAGCUAUUGUGAAUUGAAAGAAAAAUAUAAAUAACAAAUAAAAAUUGACUAACAAAACACAAUCCUAAUAUUUUGUUUAACAAUAUAGGUACCUGAUUUAAAUUUUGUUGUUUAGUUUUAAUGUUUGUUUUACAUUACUUAUGGUACUAUUUUGCUACUGAUAAAUUUAGUCGUACAAUUUUUUUCAUUAACUCAUAUUACAAGAUAAAUUUUUAUAUCCAAUCAUUAAGCGUUACACUUCAUACAUGUAUAUAGUUUUAAAACUUUAUACGAGUUUAGUUCCUAUGUUAAUUUCUGUACAAUUAAUAAGUUUGCUUUGUGUUGGUUUCCUAAGUUUAAGAAUACAUUAUUCUCGAACUCUUUUCUAAUAAACUAAGAUUUUGGUUCAUAGAUCAACAAACAACUAUGUAAAAGUUUGUAUGUUUGUGCCGAUUUGGAUGUAUGUGUGAGUGGUAACUGUGACAAAAUUUUAUGUUCAUUCAGAAGUGAUAAAAUAUAUGCAUUAAACAUGCACACGAUGUAUAACAAAAUAAACAUCAAUGAAUAUUUAGUUUGAUUUUGAAGUGUAACUGACAUAAUUGUUUAGCUCACUUCAGAAAACAUUAUGUGAUCAAACUAUCUUUUUGUGAAACUGUACAGAUAUUCUUGAUAAACACACAAAAUGAUGAAUUUACUUACAUGGAUGAUUUUAGGGUGAAUAUAUAAGAAAUUAUAACAUUAUUUGUAGUGUUUUCAAGAAUAGUACUCAAAUACAGGCAAAAAAAAACAAUUAAUGUAAACAUUUCAUUGCUUUGAACUCAGAUGUUUUGUUUGUACUGAAAUAUUUUUGGAACACUUAUUUUCAUACUAUUCUGAUGGAGUGUUUUGUUUAAAAAUUAAAAAUCCAAUAUUCAAAUCAAACUCUUUAUAAGGAUAACUUUCAAAAAUCUUCAGGUCAUAUUUUUACCUUUAGAACAAAUAAGUCACUGAACUUAUUAUUUUGGUUCACCAAAUGUGCCACAUUGAGUCCUCGAAAUAAAGUCUUAUAAAUCAUAGGCCUAAGAUAACAUGUACUGUUGCAUAUAAACUCAAGCUCCAGCAACAGUUUCCUAAAUAAUAAUUUUCAAAUGUAGUUUACUUUUGAAAUUUAUUUUUCAAAGAUCAUUACAGAAGUAAUGUUUUAGUGUUUAGGGUGAAUAGUUUAACAAAUCCUGUACUAACUCGCAAUGCACGUGCAAGUUUUGUGGCAUGCUCACAUACAUUAUGUAACUUUUUAUAUGAGCAUAACCAGCGUUCACAUCUAUGGGCAAUAAGAUUAUACUUCCUGGAAAGUAGGUAUUUAUUGAAUAAAUAUAUUUGUUUCAUUGCUUUAAUACAUAGUUGUCAACAAUUAGUACGUUUUCAGUAAGUUCAGCUGUUAGAUACGCCGUAAUAGGUUCAACUAUAGCUGUUUGAAAAGUUUUCUGUACAAAACUUGCAAUAUCUUACAAUUAUGUAAUAUGUAAACAUAAGGUUUUCGGGCUGGGUUUGUGCAAUGAUAAUUUUGUUUGAAAUACAUAGGUCCUACAGCACACAAGGUUAACGCAGUUAACCAUUUUGUUGUUUAAUAUCAUUUAUGAAAGAAAUAAAUGUAUUAUAAAAAAACUUAAUUGUGCAAAACUUUGCAUGAAUUUGUUUUAUCACAACUAAUAUUUCGUUCUAUGUUAGUUUUGAAAGGUUGUUCUUCAUGUUAAGUUUUGCGUUUUUUCUUAUGGAAUGCAAUAGGUUAUGAUAUAUGCUUCUGACGAGUCAUUUACUGCACCACUGGUUAUAGUGCAAAGUUAUAAAUAAAUGUGUUUGUUACUAAAAUGUGGAAAAAAUAAAAGUAUACCAGUAGGUAAGUCAAUAUGUUGUCAACAAUAAGUUUUUAAGGAAGCUCUUACAUAAAAUUAGGUGCACUAAAAAAACACGAAAAUUUGUAAGCAUUUCGUUUUCAGUUAACUUCUUAUAUCCAAAAAGUAUGCAUUCAUUUUUCAUUUCUCUUAUUAUUAAGACGUAUUUUUCACACUAAUUUAAAAUUUAUUGUCAAAAAAAAUCAUUAAAAUAUACCUACUUUCAAUUCACGAUGCUAGAAAAACCGUCCAUUCUCUGUAACUGUGCUAGAAAUUCCACUUUAUUUUCCUUUGUUUCGUGUGAGUAAAAUGAAAUUCAGUUUUAAAUUAAAACAAAAUUCAGAACACUGGACAAGUCAAAAACACGUGAUAGGUUGUAUAUUGAAAGUACGCCAUUUAAGUGAUCAAUGCCUAAUAAGAAUCACGAUGGUGUUUCCAAUUUUAACUCUCAAUAAUAAAUAAAAAUAGAGUAUCAAGUUACUGUAAAUUUUAAUAGAAAUCACACAUUGUAUCCAACAAAAAAUUUUCCAUGAGAACUUAGUACGAAAAACUUCAAAUGUGUUCAAAUGAAAUAAAACAAAACACUCCUUUUUAUUAAAAAAAAGCGUUGUUUCCUUUGAUGUAAUAUUUCUGUACUCAAAAAAAUUGUUAUAUGAGGAAAGUCAUAGAUUUGAAUCACUUACAUAGAACAAUUUUUUAAAAAUGUGUUGUGUAUAAAAAUAAACAUGCCUUGUGUGAAGCAGGAAUGAAGAUAAGAAAAUAAAAAAUAACAUAAACAUGUAACUACGUAUGUGUAAAAAUACAAUCUUGAAUAAUGUUAGAGAUAAAAUACAAACAGCUGGGAUUUUUUAAGAUAAAUUUCAAAUGAGGUUCCUAUUAGCAUUCUUAUUUUGGAUGAAAGCAUAUAUUAAAUAAGUGAAAUGUCAUGUGUUAGUGUUGGAUAUGAGUGAGUCACAUACAGUAUAUGUUGGAAAAUAUGUGUCAUUAUACAAAUUAAAAUGCAACAACAAA